AUGGAGGAACAAAUGAGGUUCACAGUUGCCAUGGAGGUCCCAGUGGUGGAUGUGGAGAAUGAUGGGGUUGAGUAUGUGAGGAUAAUUACCUCAGAUGAUGCUGAUGAAGUGUUUCCUGGCCUAUCUCAACCAGAACCACAAACACAAGAAUCCCCCUCUGCUAAGAAACCUACCAAAUCAAAACCCAAGAAGAAACUUACCCCAAAAAAGAGGAAACAAAAACCUGCCCCCCCACAGCCUACUGAAAGCACACCCACAACACAAACCAGACAAACUGAAACUGACCCACAAUCACCCCAGCCCACACAACCUGAAACAACACAACCUACACAAGAAGCACCCCAGCCCACACAACCUGAAACUGCCCCCCCCCACCUCCAUCACAACAAGCAGCACCUGAAACUGCCCCCCACCUCCAUCACAGCAAGCAGGACCUGA
Messenger RNA from Spinacia oleracea (spinach), 438 nucleotides. RefSeq lists its product as uncharacterized. The transcript has a single exon. The coding region runs from base 1 to 438 and encodes 145 amino acids. The record is from RefSeq and is a predicted model, not a curated record. NCBI's taxonomy places the organism in Eukaryota, Viridiplantae, Streptophyta, Magnoliopsida, Caryophyllales, Amaranthaceae.